This is a messenger RNA of Asterias rubens (European starfish), 2075 nucleotides long. Its product is annotated as eukaryotic peptide chain release factor GTP-binding subunit ERF3A-like. Gene Ontology annotation, molecular function: translation release factor activity; GTPase activity; GTP binding. The coding region runs from base 107 to 1879 and encodes 590 amino acids. The transcript is spliced from 16 exons. Gene Ontology annotation, biological process: translation. The record is from RefSeq and is a predicted model, not a curated record. NCBI's taxonomy places the organism in Eukaryota, Metazoa, Echinodermata, Asteroidea, Forcipulatida, Asteriidae. Gene Ontology annotation, cellular component: translation release factor complex.
UCACACACGCGGUGCAAGCAGCUCGUCUGUCCUCCCAAAAGACAACAAAAUUAAUUCCCGAUUUCAGCCAAAAUACUGCUACAAAACGACAAAAGAUAAACCCAGGAUGGAUCCUGACCAGAGCGAAGGUGCAGCCCUAGACAGCUGGGAAGAGCAGGCCGAUCCUGGCCCAGGAAAUCACGGUGAUGCUUUAGACAUUAAUGAACAAUUUUCUGCGUUGAAUGUCAACGCGAAGCCCUUCGUUCCGAACGUGAAUGCACCGGCAUUUGUUCCCUCUUUUGGGACAAUUUCACCCAAAACUGAACCCUGUAACAACAAAGACGACGAUGAACCUUCGGGAGAGGCGUCACCAGCGCAAGACUCUGGAAUAGCAGAAGUCGAAGAAGAGACCACACCCCAACCUCAAGAAGAGACGGACGAACAAGAGGAGUCUCCGAACAACAAUCCAGAGGAGGUACAAGAAGAAGAAGACAGUGGACCUUCCAGUGAAAAAGAGGCAGGUGGAGCGGUUAAAUUAGUAGUGGUCGCACCGCCCCCACAGAAAAGCAAGUAUAAACAGGUGCAGCAGGAGGAGGAGGAAGAAGAAGACAAAAACCCCAGGGAGCAUGUCAAUGUCAUAUUCAUCGGCCAUGUUGAUGCUGGAAAAUCUACUAUUGGUGGUCACAUUAUGUUCCUUACUGGACAAGUCGACAAGAGAACUCUGGAGAAAUAUGAACGAGAGGCCAAAGAGAAGAACAGAGAAAGUUGGUACCUGUCGUGGGCGCUGGAUACCAACUCAGAGGAAAGGGAGAAGGGCAAGACGGUAGAGGUCGGCCGAGCCAACUUUGAGACGGAAAAAAAACAUUUCACAAUCCUAGACGCCCCCGGCCAUCGGAGCUUUGUGCCUAACAUGAUCUGUGGGGCUGCCCAGGCAGACUUGGCUGUAUUGGUCAUCUCUGCGAGGAAGGGUGAAUUUGAGACGGGCUUUGAGAGGGGGGGUCAGACGCGAGAGCAUGCCAUGUUGGCCAAGACGGCCGGAGUCAAGCAUCUGGUCGUUCUUAUCAACAAAAUGGAUGACCAUACUGUCAAGUGGUCCGAGGAGAGGUACUCAGAGUGCAAAAUGAAGCUGGUCCCAUUCCUCAAGAAAGUCGGUUUUAAUCCAAAGAAAGAUAUCUUCUUCAUUCCUGUAUCAGGAAUCACAGGAGCUAACCUCAAGGAGCCUGCUGGUAGUAUGUGUAGCUGGUACACUGGGCCAGCGUUUAUUCCAUAUAUCGAUAAGCUACCUUCUCUUGGGCGAGAGUUAAACGGACCCCUCAGGAUGCCCAUCACAGACAGAUACAAGGAUAUGGGAACCAUUUUACUGGGAAAAAUCGAAGGAGGAAAUAUCUCCAAGGGAGACACUGUCUUAAUGAUGCCUAAUAAGACAAAUGUGGAAAUUCUGCAAAUUUUAUCCGAUGAGGAUGAUACGACAGAAGCAGGGGCUGGAGAGAAUGUCAAAUUAAAAGUCAGGGGCGUCGAGGAGGAGGAUGUAUCCCCUGGCUUUGUCCUCUGUGAAAUCAACAGCCCCUGUCACACAUGUAAGGUCUUUGACGCACAGAUUGUGAUCAUUGAACACAAGUCUAUUAUUUGUGCUGGUUACGGUGCAGUGCUACACAUCCACACCGCUGUAGAGGAAGUCCAAAUAACGACCCUAAUCGCCACGGUGGACAAGAAGACAGGGGAACGCAGCAAGACUCGGCCGCGUUACAUCAAGCAAGACCAGAUCGCUCUGGCUCGAUUUGAAUGUGCGGGAGUGCUGUGCAUGGAGACUUUUAGUGACUUCCAGCAGAUGGGACGUUUUACUCUCAGAGACGAAGGAAAAACCAUCGGUAUUGGAAAAGUUUUGAAGCUCAUCAACUGAAAGGAGUGUCAUAGUGGCAUGUUAAGCAGGGACUAGUUGACGCAUACUAAGGUUGACGUUGAUUAUGGGUUUUAUUGCAUUUAUUUAAAGGGAGACUACCGUCAUGAUCACAGCAGGCCUGUGACUUAAAGGCAGUGGACACUAGUGGUAAUUACUCAAAAUAAUUUUUGCCAUAAAAACUUACUUGGUAACAAGC